Molecule: messenger RNA, 2390 nt
Organism: Chelmon rostratus (copperband butterflyfish)
Lineage: Eukaryota; Metazoa; Chordata; Actinopteri; Chaetodontiformes; Chaetodontidae
Product: isoaspartyl peptidase/L-asparaginase
Exons: 7
Coding region: 108-1040 (310 amino acids)
Molecular function (GO): asparaginase activity
Source: RefSeq, a predicted model, not a curated record
GCCGAUAGUCUGAAGGAAGUGGAGCGAGACACUUCAGAAAUUUCAGCAAAGCGCGUGAGAGCUUUAAUCCACGGGUGAAGUGUGAGGAUCAGGAAAGGAGGUGAAAGAUGUCAGCAGUCGUGGUCGUGCAUGGUGGGGCGUGGGCCAUACCGGACGAACUGGCCAAGGCCUCUGUGGAUGGAGUAAAGGCUGCAGCAUGUGAAGGGUUUUCAGUGCUGAAAAGAGGAGGAAGUGCACUGGAUGCUACUGAGGCAGCUGUGAGAUCCAUGGAAGAUAACAAGGUGUUUAAUGCAGGGCAGGGAGCUGCACUAAAUGCUGAUGGAGAAGUGGAGCUGGAUGCCAUUAUCAUGGAUGGAAGGACACUUGCCAGUGGUGCAGUUUCUUCAGUGAAGAACAUUGCCAAUCCCGUGUCACUGGCGCGAGCAGUGAUGGAGAAGACCGCCCACGUCAUGUUGACAAGCAAAGGUGCAAACCAGUUUGCAGAGAGCAUUGGUAUGGCUACAGUUCCCACUGAUACGCUGGUGACUGAGUAUGAGAGGAAAGAAUGGGAGAAGCACAAGAAUUAUGUUACUGGAGUCAUGGAAGAUUUCAACUCUCAGUGGACCCAUGAUACUGUCGGGGCGGUUGCUGUGGACUGUGCUGGAAAUGUUGCAUGUGCAACAUCAACUGGAGGGAUCAGAAAUAAAAUGGUUGGCAGAGUCGGAGACUCUCCAAUCAUUGGCGCUGGAGGAUACGCAGACAACUGCAGUGGUGCAGUGUCUUGUACCGGCCAUGGAGAGUCUAUUCUCAAAGUCACAUUGGCCAGACUCACUCUUUCGCAUGUUGAGCAAGGUAAAUCAGUAGCAGAUUCUUCACAGUUGUCUCUGCAGUACAUGGCAGACCGUGUCCGCGGUGCAGGAGGCUCGAUUGUAGUUUCCCCAUCAGGACAAUGGGCCGCCACAUUUACCACAGAACGAAUGGCUUGGGCCGCAGUGGAUCAUGAUGUUCUGUGGUAUGGAUUGGACCCAAAUGAAAGAUUGAAAGAGCAGUUGUCAGAGUAACCACUUUAACACAGUUUGCAAUCCUUAUUGGUCAUAGUAUUGAGCCAUAAAGUAGAAAACUGUAUUUCAAGUGUGCUUUCUACUAAUUCUGGAUCGCUUGGUCUAAUUUGGAAGACAUUUACUACUGUUGUGUCUGUUCAAGUCAAAAAGGUUGUUCUUCUAACUAGUCAAAGCUACAUACUUUACACUGAGACAUUAAGUGUAACAGAUGGAGAAGGUGGAUAUUAGAGUAUAUAAGUCUAUAAAGCAGCUUAUGCACAUAUUAGAUGACUUUUUUUAUCCAAAUUCUGGAUUUAAUAUUACACAUCCAAAUGUAGGAUGACUUCUGAUGAUUUAUUUGACUAAAUUCUCUUUAACUUUGUGUCACUGCUGUGAUAUUAGUAGUAUUAGUUCAUGUGUGUCAAAGCAGAGCAGAGGACUGCAAGACUGGUGGCUCUGGAGGUCUUGUUCCUAAAGACUAUAUUAAAGGAACCAAAUGUGGACAAUGCAACCAUACUGAAUAUGAGAGUCAUUAAAGAUGAAUGUGUGUAAAUGUGUUAUUUCUCGAAUGUGAUGGUCUUAAACAUUGUCUUUGAUCAGUGGUUUUCAGUUCUGGCCCUCAGGAUGAAGAAGUCCAGUAGUUUUCAGUUUUCUUUGCUUAAAACAGUUAACUAGUGGAUAAAAUAGAUGUUUUAGUAAUGAUUUGUUUGAUUGGUUGGCACGCAAUAAACGCAGCUCUUAAUGCUCCUCCUGGAAAUGUCAUUCGGUUUCAUCAAAACUUGUUUGUUUUUUCAGUUCUCUCCAAGCACUUCGAGUGCAAUGGGCUAUUAGGAGGCUGUCAACAUUACAACAGCCUCAUUCAUGUGCCUCCACUUCAUUUGGCCAGCUGCAUUGUUGGCCUUGCUUCAUCCUACGAAACAAUGGCCGCUGCACCAGAGACACUGGCUCUACACAAAGCUGAUGCAGAAUUACAAUUAGGUAGUAUGAUCAUGUCCUCCCACUGUAAGAGGAGAUAUAGGGGCAGCUCUGAAUGGCUGGUUUACAUGGUUUUAUUUCACAUUUAAAAACUGGAGCUGGACAAGAGUAGCCGUUUCCUCCUAGACCGAACAAAUCUUUGUGUAACUUUUUUAUUUUUUCAUGUACUAUGACUUUUGUGUCCAUAUUUUAACAAAAAAUGUUACUCUUAUGCUCUUAUAAGAACAUAAUUUAGAUACUGUAGUCAGGGCUGUGCAUGGUGAAAACUUUCAAGCUGAAGUAUAAUUAAUAUAUAACAAUUAAUUAAUAUAUAUAAUUAAUCCUAAAGAAAAAAACACUGUAUUGUUGCAUAACUAUUUCAGAAAAGCUAUCAUGUAGUUUACACUGUUAAUGUCA